This is a messenger RNA of Paraglomus occultum, 1155 nucleotides long. NCBI's taxonomy places the organism in Eukaryota, Fungi, Glomeromycota, Glomeromycetes, Paraglomerales, Paraglomeraceae. The record is from the annotation of a GenBank genome assembly.
AUGGCACAAAACAAAAUUCUUACCGUUUCUGCACAGGUUGCUCUGGGUAUUCGAUGCCUGCUAGUCCCGAAUUCAACUUCGCCAACGCAUGGGGAUACUCUGUUUGAUGUUGCUUUCGAAGGUGUAUAUAGCCUUUGUGAUAUAGAAGUGGCAAAAGAAGUUGAACAGAUUAAUAACGAACAAAUCAAGAAUAAUAUGAGGGAAAUGAAAAGAAAACUUAAGGGGAAAUCAUCACCACUCGCUAUAGAAAUUUAUAAUUAUUUAGAUAAAGUUGAAGUUGAUAAUUUAGGAUGGUGGGAUCCGUUCGCCAGCCAAGUAAUUAGUGAUGAUUCAGAUUUGGUGCUGAAUUUACCCAGAAAUGUUUAUCACAAUUUUAUGGAACCGUUACGUCGUAUGAAAAUUAAAGCACCGUUCAGUAUUAAGGAAAUACGUUACGCAUUUGUAGAAGGUUUCGAUAAAGAUAAACCCGAAAUUUUACAACCAAAAUGGCAUCAUAAUUGCACUUGGAGAGAAACAAACGAAGAAUUGGCUGUUAUAACAACUGGAAUUUUAGAAUCUUUAAACAUUAUCUGGAGAAACCCUGCAUUUGAAGCUCAAUAUGCGAAAACACAAAGUGAAGGAACUUAUGUAACGGAUGUAAUUAUUCCUUUGUUUCACAUGGCAUUAAAAAAACUUCCAAUUAAGAAUAAUGCCUUUAUUAGCACUAAAGCCAGUGCCGAUAGAAAAGGGGGUGGAAAACAGGGUAAACGUCCAGAUAUAAUGUUUAUAGAAGAACAUAGAGUAUGUCCUGAGCAAAAAAAAGAUAACGAUAACGUAAAACUAUGGCGGGAAAUGAACGAUGGACUUUACUGGGUUUAUAGUGGAUGUAGACCUGAUAAAAAUGAAUUUAGUAUCAUCGGAAUUCAGAUAGUUGGGGAUACGUUGCAUUUUAAUAAUAUUAUUAAGGAUAUGGAAGAUAUCCACCGGCUUUAUCAUUUAUUUUCGGUUAAAAUUCCCAUACGUCCAACCGGGCGCGAAGAAGUAUUCCAAUUUAUAGAGGCUCUUUUAAAUUUGAGAAAUAUUACAAUUACAAACAUGUCGCUAUUAUAUCAUUCUUCCGAAGCUAGAUCUCAAAGACUUAGAAAGCGAAGUUCAACAAUAUCUUCCGAUAAUUAA